Messenger RNA from Panthera uncia (snow leopard), 5970 nucleotides. It is a transcript of the gene SLCO2B1, whose product is annotated as solute carrier organic anion transporter family member 2B1. Gene Ontology annotation, molecular function: bile acid transmembrane transporter activity; protein binding. The coding region runs from base 330 to 2300 and encodes 656 amino acids. The record is from RefSeq and is a predicted model, not a curated record. The transcript has 14 exons. NCBI's taxonomy places the organism in Eukaryota, Metazoa, Chordata, Mammalia, Carnivora, Felidae. Gene Ontology annotation, biological process: sodium-independent organic anion transport; transmembrane transport; bile acid and bile salt transport. Gene Ontology annotation, cellular component: membrane.
CUGGCCCUGGGCUGUCCCAGCCAGGAAUCAGAGGAAUUCAGAGAGACAGAGACAGAAGGAACAAGUGGCUGCAUGAGGCAGGCACUUGGAGAGUGGGAUCAAGUUUUUCAGGAAUUCCUAACCCAUCUUGGAAGAGGUGGCUGCGGUCCAGUGUGGCCCAGGCGGCAUCAGCCUGGUGCCUGGAGUCUCCACAUUAGCGCCUCCCUUCUAGAAGUGGCUCACGACUGCUGUCCCCAGGGGCCUCCCGAUAAGGCCUCACUCCCUCUCUCCUGCUCAGCUCCACUCUUGAAAUUGAAAUACGGGCUGGAAUUCACUGCACCCCAAAAGUCAUGGGACCCAGGAUAGGUCCAGUGGGUGAGGAGCCCCAGAUGUCAGACAAGGACACCAAGGCCAUGAUGAGCACAGAAGACAUACCUCAAGGCAAGGCCAGCCCAAACUCUCAGGACUUGCAACGAAGUGUGUUCUAUAGCAUCAAGUUCUUCGUCCUGUGCCACAGCCUGCUGCAGCUGGCACAGCUCAUGAUCUCCGGCUACCUCAAGAGCUCCAUCUCCACAGUGGAGAAGCGCUUCGGCCUCUCCAGUCAGACCUCAGGGCUGCUGGCUGCCUUCAAUGAGGUGGGGAACACAGCCCUGAUUGUGUUUGUGAGCUACUUUGGCAGCCGAGUCCACCGGCCCCGACUGAUCGGCUAUGGGGCUGUCCUUGUGGCCCUGGCAGGCCUGCUCAUGAGUCUCCCACACUUCAUCUCGGAGCCAUACCGCUACGACCAUGCCAGCCCCGUGGACAUGCCACAGGAUUUUGAGGCUUCUCUGUGCCAGUCCAAAACCUUGGUCCCAGACCCAACCCCAGCUCCCUCCAACAGCAGCUGCUCAAGCUACACGGAGACCCAACAUUUGGCUGUGGUGGGGAUAAUGUUCACGGCACAGACCCUGCUCGGCGUGGGCGGUGUGCCCAUUCAGCCCUUCGGCAUCUCCUACAUCGAUGAUUUUGCCCACAACAGCAAUUCGCCCCUCUACCUUGGGAUCCUGUUUGCAGUAACCAUGAUGGGGCCAGGCAUGGCCUAUGGGCUGGGCGGUCUCAUGCUGCGCCUUUAUGUAGACAUCGACCGGAUGCCAGAAGGUGGUAUCAGCCUGACCUCAAAGGACCCCCGAUGGGUGGGUGCCUGGUGGCUGGGCUUCCUCAUCUCCGCUGGUGCGGUGGCCCUGGCUGCCAUCCCCUACUUCUUCUUCCCCAAGGAGAUGCCCAAGGAGAAGCAUGAACUUCGCUUUUGGCGAAAGGUCUUGACGGUCUCAGACUCACCUGUCAGCAAAGGUGAAGAUUCUCCCUCUGAGCAGAGUCUGCAGGAACCUCUAGAGAAGCAGGAUGGCCUAGUCCAGAUUGCACCAGACCUGACUGUGAUCCAGUUUAUCAAAGUGUUCCCCAGGGUGCUGCUGCGGACCCUGCGCCACCCCAUCUUCCUGCUGGUGGUCCUGUCUCAGGUGUGCAUGUCAUCCAUGGUGGCAGGCAUGGCCACCUUCUUGCCCAAGUUCCUGGAGCGCCAGUUUUCCGUCACAGCGUCCUACGCCAACUUGCUCAUAGGCGGCCUCACCAUCCCAUCGGCCAUUAUAGGCAUCGUGGUCGGGGGCAUGCUGGUCAAGCGCCUCCACCUGGGCCCCAUGCGCUGUGGAGCCCUCUGCCUGCUGGGGGCGCUGUUCUGCUUACUUCUCAGCCUGCCCCUCUUUUUCAUGGGCUGCCCUACCCACCAGAUUGCAGGCAUCACCCACGAGCCUGGCAACUUGCCUGGACUAGAACAGUUUCCAGCCUGCAGAGGGAAUUGCUCCUGUCCAUUGGACAACUUUAACCCUAUCUGCGACCCCAGCACCCAUGUGGAGUACCUCACACCCUGCCAGGCAGGCUGCACAAGCCGGGUGGUCCAGGAGGCUCUGGACAAAAGCCAGGUUUUCUACACCAACUGCAGCUGCGUGGUAGGGGGAGGCCCUGUGCCCGCGGGCUCCUGCGACUCCGCCUGCAGCCACCUGGUGCUGCCCUUCAUGUUCCUGGUCAGCCUGGGUGCGGCACUGGCCAGUCUCACCCACACACCCUCCUUCAUGCUCAUCCUAAGAGGAGUGAAGAAAGAAGACAAGACGCUGGCUGUGGGGAUCCAGUUCAUGCUCCUGAGAGUUUUGGCCUGGAUGCCCAGCCCAGUGAUCCACGGCAGCGCCAUCGACACCACCUGUGUGUACUGGGCCCAGAGCUGUGGGCGGCGGGCCGUUUGUCGCUACUAUGACCAUGACCUGCUCCGAAACCGCAACUCAGAGCAGUAAGUGAAGAUGUCAGCACCUUGGACAGCGCCCAACCCAUUACAGUUCUCAGAGCCAGCGGAAGCCAAGCUCUCCAACUCCCUUAGCCUCUGGGUGAUGGAUUUCCUCGUUUCUCAAUUUGAUUAAAGCCCAGUAGAUAAGCAGAGCGCAUUGUUCCUUUCUUUUCUCUCUUGCUGAUGAACAUAAUUAACUCCGUCAGGCUGGGAAUACUUGCUCUUAAAUAGUGCCUUUCCAGCCCCCACCCAGGCAUGCGUCAAUAAUACGCAGUCAAAACAUUUGGAAGACACACGUUCUUUCCUGGGGAAUGGAAGUGGGAGAGGAAGCUCUUCCUGAGAUAUACAGGGGCUGUGACUGGAGACUGAAAAAUUGUGGUUGGGUAAAGAAAACCUUGAGCCAAAAGUCAGGAAAUCUUAAGUUUGUUCUGGCUUUGCCACUAAUCCAGAUAGGAUCUAGAACAAGUCACAUGCUCUUUAUGAGCCUGUUUUUUCCAUUUAUAAGAUGAGGAUAUUGGAUGAGAGGAUCUCAAAUGCUAUGUUCAGUGCUUAGAUUCUAUGGGGAGGAUUAAAACAGAGGGAAAGAGGCUUGCCUAAGGUCACAAAGCAAGCUCGUGGCAAAGCUGGUUUUGAAUUCAUGACUCCUGGCUUCUACUUCAGUGCUAUUUCCUUUACACAGAACUUCUCCCUUCCUCCAUAUUACAGAAUUUCUUGCCUGGGGAUGUGGCUGAGGCAGCUGAAGAGGGGUGGGAUUGAGAUUAUUGGUGCCAACAAAAGAAAAUAAAAUUUAAGAUAUGUGGAAAUGCUGAUGUCUCUGAAGAGAGCAGAGAACAUAGUAGAAAUAAUUAAAAUUAGGGGGAAAGGAUCACCUGAUAGAGACAGAAAUUCAACUCCAAACUCAGAGAAUCCCAUAGAGGCUUUGUUACUUCUCCAAGGCCAUCCAGCAAGGCAACUGUAGAAUCCUCUUAAAGAGAAAGACCAAACUCUUGAUUAACUACUGGGGGUAUCCCUGUCAGAGAAGGAACAAUAUGAAUCACUGCAUAUGUAUCAGGUUACUAAAGUGUGCCCAGCUCUGUAUUUCGUACUUUAGUGGGGGCAUAAGGAGUAAGACAUGAAUUCUGUUCUCUGUAUCUUUGAUAUGCUGCUUCUUUUACUUGGAAUUACUUCCAAUGCAUUUAUGUAUGUCCACAUACUGUUGUUCUACUAAGGCCCAACCCGAAAGUUUACCCUGGCAAGAAGAUAUCCAUAGCCUUAUCCAGAUACCACUUCUCCCUCCUCUGAAUCCCCAAAGCAUUUUCAUUGUUCCUGUUUUACAGUACUCAUCAUCAUCUGCUUUAACUGCUCCCAAAGAAUGAGCACCUGUAUUUUACUCAGUUUUGAAUCACUCAGAAUGCUCAACACAGAUUUAAAAUAUAAUAGAACCCCAGUAAGUACUGGAUGGAUGGACAGAUGGAUGAUGAAUAUAGAUGUAUGAGUGACUGGGACAGGGAGUAGAUGAAGAGAUGGAUGUGUGGAUGGAUAGGAGGUUUAUAUUGGUAGAUGGUGAAUGGAUGGAUGAACAGUUAAGUAGAUGAUCAGACAGGUGGACAGAAAUGUAUAAAUGAGUAAAUGAGCUGGUUCGUAGGUAGGUGGAUGGACAGGUGAAUGAGUGCAUGAAUGAAUCUAUGGGCAGCUGAGUAGAACAGUAUGUAGGCAGAGAGUGAGGUUGGUGAAUGGAUGGAUGAAUAUAUAGAUAGUAGUGUGGGUGAAUGGGUAGAUGGAUAAUUGCAUGAUUGUAUGAGAAAUGUCAGGGUAGAUGUUAAGAAUUAUGGGGAAGAAACAUGGAGAUGUUCCUAAUUAUCACAAAGAUCAUUUUCAUGGAGACUUUCCAUUGCUAAUGUCAGAAAAAAAAAUGAUGAUGGGGAUUUGCUGACUCUGUGUGUAAGCUAAGUCAAAAGUGUGCUAUCCAGCCUCAAAAGAUCUCCAUCAAUUUCAGGCUCUAUCAAUGGAAAUCUAAUAUCAACAUCAGAAAAGGUGACAGUCCUGCCCUGACCUGUUCACACUGUCCUGAAGUCUUUGUUCUGCUCUGUGCAUCUGGGGAGAUGAUGAUCUCCAUGCCUUGUCCACAGAAGAGAUACAGUGGGGAGUAAUAUGUGAAGUCUACCAAAUAAAGAACUAGUGAAAGAGCCAGGAGUGUUCAGCCUGAAGAAGAGCAAUCACCAUGUCUCAGGAUCUGGCUGCCUGUUCUGGGGCAGGCCCUGUGGCCCCAGAGGCAAAGCUGGGUCUCAGAAGUCACAAGGCUGGUGUCUCAGCCCCAUUUGAGAAAGGCCAUCAUACAAGGGAAGGGUUAUCUCAGGGGAGUGAGCCCCCCAUCUCUGGGGGUACACAAGUAAGAUCUGGACAUCCGCUAUCAGAGAAGCUGCAAAGUGAAGAUUUGCUUGGUGUAGAAAGUAAAUAAAGAUAACACCAGGACACCUGGGUGGCUCAGUCGGUUAAGCAUCUGACUUUGACUCAGGUCAUCAUCUCAUGGUCUGUGAGUUCAGGCCUCAUGUUGGGCUCUAUGCUGACAGCUCAGAGCCUGGAGCCUGCUUCCCAUUCUGUGUCUCCCUCUUUCUCUGCCCCUCCCCCACUCACACUCUUUCUUUUGUCUCUCAAAAAAUGAAUAAACAUUAAAAAAAGUUUUUAAAAAGGCAACACCAAGGUCUCUUCCCACCCCCAAAUUAUAUCAUCUGUUCAUCUCUUCAUUUCUCAAUAAAUUAUGUUAGGCUGUGCCCUGUGCUCACAUUGGAAUGCUGGCCAGAGCUGAGAGUUUGGGGAGAUUUGAGAGAAAGGUAGUGCUUAUGGGACCCUCAACUUUCUGUCCCUGUAGGACUGGGUUUGACAAAUGAGGAGGAGGUGAAAAUGUCCUUUCAGAGACCCAAAUGACUGGGGAGGGGGAGGAUCAGAGCCACACAGAGCCAAUCCAUGACCUAGAUUCCCUGUAAUUAAUGAGCCUACGUCACUGACGUGUUGGCUUCUGAUCAGUGCUGUCUCCCCAGCCCCGCCCAACUCUCUGGUAUGAGAAGAUUAAAUCAAUUAGGAGGAGGAGAUCUGGCUGGCGCUGGUUGGGAACAGAGGAUAAUUCACUUACAUAACAGGGGAUUGGGGUUUGCACUUGGCCCUUGAGUAGUGGGUGUGGGUCCUAGACCCCAGGCCUUUGGGGAGAGACUUCAAGAGUUAAAAGUGAAUGCAGAAAGGGCAAGGGGGUCCAGGGAAAGAAGGAGUGAUGACCCCAGGUAAAGGCCCAUCUUUCGUGUUCCUGCUGAGAACUAACCCCCGGUUUUCUGGGCUGAGAGAGAGCCAAAUUGAAAAAUUACUCUUCUUACCCCAAAUGAGAGGGUUCCCAGCCACUAGAAUCAUUCAACAGUGAAAAUCUGACCACGCCUCUCUCCUUAGCUGGCAUUUAAGGUCCUGCAGCCUCUCCCACCGCAUCUCCUACCUCCAGGGCAGUGGGGGUGUGUAGAAAGGAAACAAACACGUCCUGGAUUUCCCUCUGUGCCAGAUCCUGGCUAGGCACUGAAGGUACAGAGAGAAACAAGUCCAGUUCCCUCAUAAGUGUUGCCUUCUGAGGAAGACAUAUACCUGCAACACUCUGUGCCAAGCAGUAUAACAGAGGACUGCAGGGGCAGGGUCCAGAGGGGGCACAGUGAGGGAGGCCUCCC